AUGGUGAAACCUCGGUCCAGCAACCCGGAUUUGGUUAAUCAAACUCUCAUUAAGCUGCACUGGGUGAAAUUAGUUCACAACUCUUUUAAAAGUGGUUCGUAUUACGUGCUUGGAGAUACAACGUGGACCACAACUAACCUAACAUGGGCUUUAGAACCCGGAAUACGAUCAGAUGCUAUUAAACCCAUUAAGUGUGCGUUUCAAAGUUGGGAAAAUGCCACAAAGUUCAAAUUUGAAAAAAUUGAUAACUAUACCAAAGCCAAUGUGAAAAUAAGUUUCACUCCUAUAGAUCAAUUACGUGAAUUCCUAGAGUACCCAAAAUCUGUCGCUCUCUCAUCUUAUCCGCCUGAUGGAUUGCUCCAUUUCAGGGCAGACGUUCCUUGGGUAAACGGAGCACAACGUGGGAAAAUGGACAUUGAAACAGUUGCUGUGCAUGAGUUAGGACACAUUCUUGGUCUUGAACAUAGUGAUGUUCCUUCUGCCGUAAUGUACCCAACUACAAAAUGGGGAGUUAUCAAAAGAAACUUACAUGAAGAUGACAUUGCCGGAAUUAAGGAAAUGUACAACUUUCCUUAG
Impatiens glandulifera is the source of this 576-nucleotide messenger RNA. RefSeq names its product metalloendoproteinase 1-like. Gene Ontology annotation, molecular function: metalloendopeptidase activity; zinc ion binding. Gene Ontology annotation, biological process: extracellular matrix organization; collagen catabolic process; proteolysis. Bases 1 to 576 code for a protein of 191 amino acids. The transcript has a single exon. Gene Ontology annotation, cellular component: extracellular matrix. NCBI's taxonomy places the organism in Eukaryota, Viridiplantae, Streptophyta, Magnoliopsida, Ericales, Balsaminaceae. The record is from RefSeq and is a predicted model, not a curated record.